GUGCAGUAAAAGCAAUAUUGUCGGUCGGUUCACUGUCGAUGUUGAUGGUGAAAUUUAUUUUUGUUGAUUAAGCGCGGUUUUACAUGUUAUUUCAGUUUUAAAAAAACUGCAUUUUUGUGUUAAAAUUUAAUACUUCAAGAUUUCAUUUGCUGAAAUUACGCCAAAAUUUGAAAUAUAUUUUUACUUUCUAACACAGCUGGUAUAUUCUUGCAUGUUGGAGGAAUCAAGCCUUAUCAUUCCAGGGAGGAAGAUUCUAAUACUCAUAGCUUUGUGUUGGAUUAUUGUACCAAUUUCAUGUUCUUAUGGAGACAGAUCAAAUUUAUUCCAAAGCUGUAUGCAUUGGUGUGGUAUUAAAAACUGCUCAAAUACUUCCAGUUUGGCUUAUUUCAAGGCAACACGACCAUGGUAUCUAACUUUACUGCAGUGGGAAUGUUGGGACGAAUGCGAUUAUUAUUGUAUGUGGCAUGCUGUAAAAAUAUUUCAGCAUAAUGGUCAAGUUGUACCGCAAUUUCAUGGGAAAUGGCCUUUCUAUCGUUUUUGGGGCAUUCAAGAACCAGCGUCAGUUUUAUUUUCUAUCCUAAAUGGACUUGUGCAUUUUGUUAUGUGGCAAAAGUUUCGACAAUCUGUAACAAACUGCCCAUUUUCAACUUUGUGGAAUGUACAAGCUUUGCUUUCAAUCAAUGCUUGGUUUUGGUCAGCAGUUUUUCAUACACGUGAUACUCCUUUAACAGAGAAACUGGACUACUUCUGUGCAUUUUCUCUAGUGAUCUAUUCAUUUUAUUCUUUAUUUGUAAGGUCAUGCUCAAAUGUUCGAACUUGGAUGCCGCUAACAAUAGCUGUGCCAUUUAUUUCUUAUUUUGGAUACCAUAUUUAUUAUUUAACCUUUGUUAGAUUUGACUAUGGAUACAAUUUAAAGGCUAACAUCAUUAUUGGCUUAUUAAAUUCUUUUGGUUGGAUCCUCUGGUGCUACAAAUAUCGCCAAAAGAAAUAUGUAUGGAAGUGUGCGGCAUCAGUCAUUGCAGUAAACAUCCUUCUUCUCUUAGAGCUCUGUGAUUUUCCUCCUUGGAAAUUUCUAAUAGAUGCUCAUGCUUUAUGGCACUUGGGAACCAUACCAGUGCCAUUACUUUGGUACAGUUUUCUGAUAGAAGAUUGCCUGAGUGAAGUAAGAGAGCUUGAUUAUUGCAUCAAUGUGUUGAAGAAAGUUGGCUGAAAAGAGCUUCAUUGCUUUGCUUACUUGUGAUAUUGUUAGGUCCCUUUCUUGUGCCAAUAUAUUGUUUUAUCUUGAAAAUUUUAUAUAUCUGCAUUUGCCUAAGUGCCACUGAUCAAAAUUUAUACAUAAAAAAAAAGUUAUUACGUUACAUAUUAUUCAUAUAAAAACAUGUCAUAAAAAAUGUUUCUGGAAAAAAAAAUACUGAGGAAGGGUUUUUUUUUUUUUUAAUGUUAUUUAUUGAAUUCAGUUGGUGAAAAACAGCUUUGAUUGCGGGAGGUUGUAAAGAGAUUCCUUUUUUCAGUAAUCAUUCCUUGAAAUUUCUUUGAAACUCUAUAGCCUUUUGAAUUGAGGGUAUAAGUUUAAAAAGAUAUAAUUUAUAAUUAAUUUCUAGUUAUCUUGGAGGGUUAAGGAUGAUAGUUUUCUCUCUUAUUACUAAACGUUAGCAUAAAUAUAUUGCUUCAUUGUAAAAAGUAUUUAUUUAUAACCAAUGCACACACAUUUUUGUUGUGACUUUAGUGGUGCUGAUAUCUUUAGCUUGUUAAUUAUUGUUGCACAUAAAAAAAAUUGUUGGAUUCAUUUUAUUGUUAUGAUGUUAAUGUUCAUGGCAGUGAUAGUAAAAUAUUGAAAUUGUUCUGUACCUGUAUAAAGAUUUAUAUAUAAAUUUUAUUAGUGUUAUGCAAGUUCCCUUAACUGUGCAAUAUGAUACAUUUCGAAAUGAAUCUUCAACAUAAUUACAUAUCAUGUAAUAAGCAAUAAAUUUUCAAAAAUAUUACACAUUAAUGGCAUAAACUAAUUUUACUGUGAUAAAAUCAUCUGUUAAAGUUUGCUUUUUCUUUUAAAUACAUUCUUAUGUGAGCAGUUUCAGGAGUAGAAAAGUCUUUUUUACUGUUGAAAAAUGGUUUGGAAAUACAGUGGCGGCCGCUUAUAUGAAUCACAUUUGUUCUAAACUGUUUUGAUUCUAUAAAUAAGCUGAUUCAAUAAAGCGGUUAAUCCAAUAAAGCUGGAUUGUGCUCUGUUUUUGACAAUUUGAUUCAUUAAAGUGGUUGAUUCAACUAACCGGUGUCCACUGUAUAUUAACUACUGAAGUAUUUUUGGGGAAUUAUUGCUAAUAAAUGCAUUUCACCACUAAGCAAUCUCAGCUUGAUGAAAAAUAUGUUGGAUAUUUUUUGUAAUUUAGGCACUAGGUGCCGAGGAACGAUAUAUAUUUAUGUAAUAUUCACUGAAACAAUAUAAUACUAUACGCUAUUUUAAGGACUUUCGUAAACAUUUAGAAAUUAUUUUGAUUUAUAGAAAGCUUUCUCCUUUCUUUCUCUUUGUCAUACAAACUGUUGAGAAAGAUAUUUAACUAACUAGAUUUAAGCAUUGACAUAGAAAUAAAUAUCAAGUGUUCAUAAAAAAUAAACAAGAAAUACAAAUAAUUUAGAGGCUUAGAGAAAAAAUGAUUUAAAUAAGCAUAAAGGCUGCAAUAUGUUAAGUAAAGUCAAUGAGAAAACUAAAAAACUGGAUUGCAAAAAAUACCCAAGUACUUUAGUUACAAAUUUUUGCUUUUCCUUUGGAAGAAUGGUCCCACUGCAAAAGUUUAUUGGAGAAAAAUGUGUAAGUUGUUUUUUUUUUAGAAUAUACACAGUGACUCAACUACAAAAUACGAUUCUAUUUUAAAACUAAACGUGUUCAAGUAGUAAACCUAAUAUUGUACAUAACAAAUUAUAAAAAAUUGCAACAGUUUUUGGUAUUUAUUUAUUGCAAAUUUAUUUUAAAAAAUGUUAACUGCUGUUAUAGUUCUUAAUAUACAAAGAAGAAAAAAAAAACCUUGCCAUUCAAAAAUAACUCACUGAGUUAAGAGUUUUUACACAUACUUAUUUUUUUGAUUUGAUACAUAUUUAUGAUGGCUUUAUUUGUUAGUAAAUGAAGGACAUAACAAGUUAAUAUCAUUGACAUUUUAAAUGAGCUUGCAAAAAAAAAAAAACACCUUUGCCUGGACAUCAAAAUUUAGCCUUAGUCUAACAGUAGGUAUGCUUUUGAUUUUGUGCCUAAAUUUAGUUACCAGUAAUUUGUGUAUCAAUUCAAACAAUAUAUUUUGCUGUUAGUCAAAUGCAUUUCAUUUAAAUUAGAUUAAACAUUUGAUAUGAGAUUUCACUUUGUAUAGGGUCUGGUGGGGGGAAGUGGUCAAUGGGGUAAAGUGGUCAUACGUCAAAUAAAUAGCUAUAGCUUGGAAAUACAUGUUUGAAUGAAUGUGAAAAUUUUAUUUUAGAGUAGCACAGUUUGAAACUACAUUUUGAAUACAAAAUUUUUCAACUGGCAAAUUUUUUUUUUGCAUAAGCGACCAUAAGUUUAUGAUUCUUGGCUUCUUAUCCUCCUCUCUCACACCCCUUAGAUUUUCGCCCAAGAACUUGGAUUCACCCUGUAGGCAUAUAUGUAUACAAGCAUAUAUACUCGCGGUAUACAUACGUGCACUAGUGUAUACACGUCUGUACAGGUAUAUAAGCAUGUUUACACAUAUACGUACCUAUAUACUCGUGCUUCCAUACAUAAUAUAUGUAUAAAUGUGAGAAGACACGUACCCCCCCCCCCCACCAAACAUGCACUGGAUGUAUCCAGGAAUUAACUCGUGUAUACCCGUAUAUGUAUGCAUACUUAUAUAUGCGUUUAUACGUCUGCUAUACACGUAUAUACUCAGUUAUGCUUGUAUAUUCUCGAGAUACCAGUGCAUACACUUAUAUCACUUUCAUUUAUACGCGUAUAUACACGUGACACGCAUAUACUCGUGUAGAAACGUAUGCACUCCUGGCGGUAAUCAUGUAUACAUGCUUAUAUACUCGUGUAUUCACGCAUAUACUUGAGUAGGCACGUUCAUGCAUGUAUCUGACUUAUACAUGCAUCUUCUCAUAUAUGAACGUGUUUACUCAUGUUUACACAACACGUAUAUAUUCGUGUAUACACACAUCUACUUGUGCAUUUACUUGUAACUAUAAAAAUAACUGAAAUAUACAAUGGUUAUUUAUAAUGGUUUUGCAUCUAUUUUUAACUAUGACCACUUUACCCCCAUGCUAUAACCACUUUCCCCCCACCCCAUGGGGUUGAAGUGAUCAUAAAUACAUAGGGAAAGGAUAGUUAUAAAACGUAAAUUAAUAUUUUUUUCUUAAAAUUCAAUGUACCAUGUUCUUUAAUAAUGCAAUGUAAAAUAACAGCAAAAAAAUUUGAAAUGUUUAAAGAAUUUAUUGUACUUAUUAUCCACCUAAGUCGAAAAUCUACGAUUUUCUGAUCACUUUACCCCACCAGACCCUACUAGUAAUAGGUGGUAAAACGGUAAUUUUGUAAAUUUUCAGUCAUUUUGGACAUACAUUUUUUUAUUUUUUUCUAAUGCUAAAGUUUUUAUCACUAAUGCAUUUUCUUUUUCGAAUAUCUUUUAAAAAUGUUUCAAAAAUGGUGCAGUAGAACUCCAACUAUCCGAAUCGCUGAUUAAUCUUAAUCACGUUACUGGUAAAAUUUCUCAAAACUUCUCUUAGUGUGCUUGUUGUAAUGUAAAUUUUAAUGCUGUCAGACUGCAAUUGUUAUGAAUAUUAAUCAAAAAAAAAGAAUUUUAAAACUUUGUUAUGUUUUGCAUCGCAGUUUAAAGGAAAUAUUUCAAAUAAUGUUACUUUGUUAAUAUUUUCUUCAUGAUGUGCAGAAAGUGAUAAAAAAUCUCUUAUUUAUUGAUUUAACUAGACUGCACUGUUUGUAAUUUUUUUCUGAAAUCAUUUUGUUAUUCACAUGAAAUACUGUAAAUAGUAAGACUUUCUAAUAAA
Uloborus diversus is the source of this 4995-nucleotide messenger RNA. RefSeq names its product post-GPI attachment to proteins factor 3-like (gene PGAP3). Gene Ontology annotation, biological process: GPI anchor biosynthetic process. Lineage: Eukaryota; Metazoa; Arthropoda; Arachnida; Araneae; Uloboridae. The record is from RefSeq and is a predicted model, not a curated record. Gene Ontology annotation, molecular function: hydrolase activity, acting on ester bonds. Gene Ontology annotation, cellular component: endoplasmic reticulum membrane. Bases 212 to 1210 code for a protein of 332 amino acids. The transcript has 8 exons.